Penicillium expansum is the source of this 339-nucleotide messenger RNA. RefSeq lists its product as uncharacterized. Lineage: Eukaryota; Fungi; Ascomycota; Eurotiomycetes; Eurotiales; Aspergillaceae. The record is from RefSeq and is a predicted model, not a curated record. The transcript is spliced from 3 exons. The coding region runs from base 1 to 339 and encodes 112 amino acids.
AUGGUAGGCGGAAGCAUUCACGAUAGACUAGUACGCGCGGCCAGGGCUGAGGCUCAGGCCCUACCGGUGAAUCUGCGGGGUCGGCUCCCCCCCCCAACCGCGCCGGUGCAAGCUCGUAAAAGGGUACGAUCAAAGCACCCUGAAUUUCACACAGGCAGAAACCCCACCGGCGCAGAGCCUCAUGUCUCUCUCGCGGUUGAGGAAACCGAAAAUAUGCCCCCCCCCGUCCCCAACCCCAGGAGCUCCUCCUCUUCAGCCUCCUCUUUCGGGCCCACCAGCGCAAACAACAAGAGCAACUCAUAUUUUGUGGUUCACGGAUUUGUGGUGGUUCUUCUCUAG